Molecule: messenger RNA, 4347 nt
Organism: Numida meleagris (helmeted guineafowl)
Lineage: Eukaryota; Metazoa; Chordata; Aves; Galliformes; Numididae
Gene: PPP1R36
Product: protein phosphatase 1 regulatory subunit 36
Exons: 11
Coding region: 95-1294 (399 amino acids)
Biological process (GO): negative regulation of phosphatase activity
Molecular function (GO): phosphatase binding
Source: RefSeq, a predicted model, not a curated record
GAGGAGACUUUGUGUGCUGGGUUCCACAGCUGCUAGGGGACAGCCGCCUGUUUCCAGGAUACUGCCGUAAACAGGGCCACCUGAGCACCCAGCCAUGCUGCAGGCAGGCACCUUGACCUCAACGAUAAAACUAACUUCAGGUGUGUGGUACUGGAAGGAUGACACUAACACACUUGAAUUUGCAAGCUCCAGUCCAGCAGCUGAAGAAAACCUUAAGGAAGGAAAAAAUGCUCACCUUCAGGAAAUAUGUGUCAAGACAUUAAAGAGCAUUUUCCAAGAUGAAUGCAGUGCUGCACUCCCUGAAAAAAGGCUGGCUGACAAUGAGGAAAAAAUUCAUAAGCUGUCAAAGUGGAUAAAACAUGAAUAUGUGACACUGGAUGAUGUCAAAUAUAUUGCUUUCCUUUUGAAAGAAGAAAAUGAGUCACAUCGCAUGCUACCAUUUGCAGCAGUUAUGGGGAAUAAGAAACUGGAUGAGUUCCUCAUGGCCCUGCUUUUCUACAUGUCUUUUUACCUGGAAAAAAUUGCCCUGGAAAAGAAAACCAGAUCCUUGAUUUUGACUGUGAUUUUUCUGGAAAAUAAAGAAAUGGAUGAUUUGCUGGCGAAGUUAGUGGUGGCCAAGAUUUACCUUGCCAAAGUUUACAGUAACCUUGUCCUUGGGAGAGGCAUAGCACAGCAGAGCCACACAUCUCGUGGAAAGAGAAAAACAUCUUUGCAGAAAGAUCGGAAUUUCUUUGAGGGCUUCUACAACUUCUGCAGCUAUGUGACUUGGCUUGUGUUCAGACGGAAGCACUUCCAAGUGAUUCGGGAAGAAAUCGGCAGGCUCCUUUGCUCCGACAUGUUCAAUCUCGCCUUAAGAGACAGGAACCGUGUUUUCUUGCAGAAAGCAGAUGACCAGACUACUGAUGCAAAUGCAGUGAGACUACCACAUCGGGGACAAGUCCCUGCCAAGCAUCCACCCAUAAACAGCAUGGUUCACCAGCACUCACCUGUGCUCAGCACACUGCUGCCCUUACCAAAGGAGAAUGCUCAAUACCGCUCCCAGAACCACUACUGUCGGGGCAGAGGCCCACAACCCUGCUCUUGUGACAACCUACCAGACUUCUCAGAAUUGCUCACUACCAAGGUGGGCAUCCUUGGAGCUCAUUGUAGUGAGUUAAAUUCCCUUUUGCUCCAGUCUGACGGGACAAUGGAAGAGGAAGAACAAGACCAAGAUCAAGAACAAAGAGAAGAACAAGGGAAACUAAGGCGUCACUCCUUUGUCCUGACAAAAGAUCUGAGUUUAUCAGCUCUGUGAAGCCCCCAGAACAGGCUUAGUAGUGAGAGUGCUGUAUUCUCAAGACCAAUGGCAGAAGCUGAUCAUAACGAGGACAACUAGCAGAAGCUGAGUGGCAUGGUUUCACAACACUAAGUAAAUAAUUUUGAAACUGCAGCUUAAAAAGCCAAAAUCAUUUCUCAGAGGUGGGGUAGUUUAACACACAAAGAUCUGCAUGGGUGACCUGGACUAUCAUUCCUGGUUCUGUCACUAACUAUUCCUCUUUUAUCUUAAUGCCUUCUUCUCACCAUUUCUGAGGAAUUAUUUUACUGACUUAUUUUGGGAAGUGCUUUGACACCUGCAGAUGAAUAUGAUUAUUGAUUUUAAUGUCAGCCUUCUUUUUUAAAGGAUAAGCAAAGUAACCAGGAUACAUGACUUACUGUGGCCUAGAAGUUCCUGAAGCUGUCCUUUUAAAGGAACUUACUCUUGAAUCUUUAAUAUAUUGUUUACUCCUUUUUUAAUUUCCAUCAGCUCUCAUUCAGUUCUUAUAUUUUGUAGCCUAAUUUAUGACUCGCUGUGAAAAGAGUAUAGCAAAGAGGGAUCUUCUUCAUAUACAUGAUGUAAGUGGAGCAGUCUUUACUCAGAAUUAACAUUUCCAAGCUUUACAUUUGCGUUCAUGUUGGGCAGACAGGUUAAUGCUCAUAUGAUCUUAAAAACAGUGGCAAGGCCUUCAAAUGGUGCUUUGGUUGCAGAUUUCCUGUGAGUCUGGUUGUGCAACAGCAUGUGCAAAUGUCUCUCCAGGCCGCACAGCUACUCCUGGAUGGUACACACCUGGCUGGACAUGCAAGAGGCAGUUGUGGUAUCACUGCCCUGCAGCAACAUGGUUUCUCUACUGAAUGAUGCAGCAAGAUGUUGACCAGUACCUGGAGCUGAGGGAGGCUACAUCACAGCUUCCUUCUCAUGCUGUUGGGAGAAACCUUUCAGUUUCUGCUUUAGGAGGCCUUGGCUUGGUCUCGGUCACCUUUGUCUGCAUCUGUAUCAUGCUGUAUGGCACACUGUGAGUAAAACCUGAUGGUCCUAGUGAGUUCUGCUUUUAAGACAUGGUGAUAGUAAGCCAAGUCCUCAGUGAUGGCUUUGGGCCAUCUGACAACAGCCUUGAACUUUCUAGAAAGGAUUGAGAAAUACUUUGAAGUUCAGAUCCUUUAGUCAGCAGAGCCCUUUCCAGGGUUACCUUCUCAGGGCUGAGCGUCUGUUUCUUCUGAGGCAAUGGAUGUCUAACACAGACACCCCAUACCUGUUUAAGCAUGUAAGCAAGGCCUGGCAGCCUUUCACACAUGACAGUGAGUCAUCCUUCCAGCAGGAGAGACUGAGUCAGAAAGGGCAGUUGACAAGCUUUAUUUAUCGGUCUCCUGUUAUUUGGCCCCGGAGAAUUUCACUCUGGAAAACCCACCCUUGUUAAUGACAGGCGGAGCUCAGAAGUGUAUCAUGCGACUACUGGCUUUUAUUCCCAUAGGCUUUUGCAUGCAGUUUCAGGAAGACACGGCAGAUUGGCCAUUUCCAUGAAUUUCUCUUUUUAAAGAGACUCUAAACAUGCCAGCUGUAUCAGAAUAACUUGCCCAACAUAGGGUUGCCAUAAACAAUACAAAUUCAAAUGCCUCCGAGUGAUGAAAAGAGCUGGGGGUUCUGUGCAACAGCAAUUCUUGAGUUCCCAUUUACUUUCUUCUCUUAGGGCUGAUUUGCUCAGAGCUUUAAUCGAAUGCUGCUAGCAUAGCCUAGUGUCUUGACUGGCUUUUGAUUAUGGUUCUGCCACUCACAGGCUCCAUAUAGGGUGUGUCAGGCUUUCCAGUGUACGUGUCUAUUUUCAGAGGUUAUAUUGCUCUGUUGUAGAAAUUCACACCAAGAAGAAAGUUGGCAGGAAACUUCGCAACUCAGAGAUGGAAAAAGAAACAGGGAAAAAAAAGUCUGCCUGAUGAUUAAUGAAGGAAACCCUGCCCUGAGAGGUUUCAGGCUUUGCACUCGGGAGAGAGAUGACACUGCAGCAGGGAGAUCCACUGAGAUGUGAGGUAACCAUUUUGUGUAGUUGAGAUGUGCAAAGAAGCAGUGUAGACUUCAUCCAUUCUACUUGUGUUGUGGAGGGGUUCAGGGCAGUAAUCCAUGAAGUGCUACAGGGCUCAGCAGUCUCAGCUCAUGUGGCAGGGCCUGGGGCUCUUGCAAGUUCUUUGUGGUCCUGUGGGUUCAUCUUGUUCUGUUAGAGGCUGGUGUCUGAUAUACAGAGAAAAGCAGUCUGAGCCUGCUUGUUUUCCUGUGCAAGAAAGACAGGCCAAAAGCUGCACCUCAUCAGCAAAUAACAGGUUUUAUCCAUUUUUACAUGGAUUCAUACACGCAUUCUAGCAAUGUUUUGCUACAGUUAAAUAUGCUGCAUAGGAGACUAACACUUUGAUAUGCCUUUGGUAAUAUGGCUUUUUGUUGCUCCCAUUCGAGUGGAGACAUAACAGAUGCUGCAGUGGUGAAAGGCACCAUCUUGUUUCAUGAUCCUGCCAGUGUCCCUUCUCUGCCUCGAGUCCACCAUUUUACUCCAUCUUCUUUGCCUUCUCAGCUAGACAAAAGAGUCAGGAAUCCUUGACGGAGCUCUGAAGAUGCUUCUCAUUGCUCCUGUUUGUUCUGCUGCUCAUCUCCCUUUCAAAGCCAAGCUGCACCUACCAACCAGCUAGCCCAGGAGAAGUAGCAGCUCCUUUGUACAGAGAGCUGACACCAUCACCUUGGUUGCUCCUCAGCAGGGGGUGGGUGUGAUGCUUGUGAUGCCUUUUUACCCCCAGGUGUGCUAGGGGAAAGAGAGCAGCGGUCAGACUGGAAACUGAACAGGGCACUGAUUUGCACUAAGAGAGGAAGUUAUCAGUCUGGAUUUUCUUAAGCAAGGCUUCCGAAUGGUGGUGGCAUGUGUUCCUGCACUGGAUGGGACUAAAACCUUCACCUUGUAAGCAAACCACAGUGGAAGUAUUGUGCACCAGUUACAGUUCUUGUGGAUCAGGCUAUGUUAGAAUGUUUACAGUGAGAUUUUUACAGUUUGCAGCAAAAAUAAAACAAACUGCAAUUCA